UUCCGACUGCAUGUAUCCCUGUUCUACCGUGAGUCUCUGGUCAAGAAGGUAACCACCUCUAGUCCUGAAGGCUGCCGGAUCACCUCUUCCUCCUCCUCAUCUUCCUCCUCCUCAUCUUCCUCUCCGUCCUCCCCCUGCCCUGAGGACAGGCUGUACAGCGGUGCAGAGACAGUGCUGUUUCCCUCCCCUUACCCCCAGUCUCAGAGGAGGGGGGCGGAGAAGCUACCCAACGUCCUGGAGAGGGGUGUGCUCCUGUGGAUGGCGUCAGAUGGGCUCUAUGCCAAGCGGCUGUGCCAGAGUCGUGUGUACUGGGAAGGCCCGCUGGCACCCUACACGGACAAACCCAACAAACUGGAGAAAGAACAGACCUGCAAGCUGUUUGACACUCAGCAGUUCCUCACUGGUGAGAAACAGUAUUUUGAUUGUGAGAUGAUGAUGAUGGUGCUGAACGUUGAUGAUGGUGGUGAGGAGACCUACUGUAGAAUGUGAAGUCCCUCUCCAACAGCCCCCGCCCACCUCCUGUGGUCCACCUCUCAGUCUCUAGCUGUAGUUUACAUGUGAACCACUCAUUUGUCACACCAAGGACUUCCUUGCAAAUAACUGGAAAAACCUUUCACUGACUCCUCUUUCUCAUUCUGUGAACCUCUUCCUUUUAGAAUGUUCCAUGCAGUGAUACUGGAUCACAAUACCCAUCCCUCUCAAGCUAAAAGUCCUUCAUUCAUGAGCAAAGUAGAUGUUUCCAGCUGUUUGGUGACGAACUGGUGAAUUGGAGGUGAAAUAAGGUGAUAAACUCAUUGUCCCUCCAUCCCUCCUUCCAGAGCUGCAGUCGUAUGCCCACAAUGGCCGUCCCAUGCCCAGGCACCAGGUGGUGCUGUGUUUUGGAGACGAGUACCCGGACCCUCUGCGCCAGGCCAAGAUGAUCACAGCACAGGUACAGUACAUUACAGACUCUCGCUGUCUUAUUAGGGUUGGAAUCAACAAUGCAUUACAAUAAUAGUCCAACAUGAGAAAGGCUGAAAUAAAAAUAAAAUAAAAUAUAGCCUGCCUAGUCUUGUUACUCAUGAUGAUAAACAAAGGACUCUAUCAUGUAAGUCCCCUGUAGCUCAGUUGGUAGAGCAUGGCGCUUGCAACGCCAGGGUUGUGGGUUCGUUUCCCACGGUGGGCCAGUUUGAAAAUGUAUGCACUCACUAACUGUAAGUCGCUCUGGAUAAGAGCGUCUGCUAAAUGACUAAAAUGUAAACAUGUCCCAAAUCGCUCUCUCCCUUGGCCCUAACCCAUCGAUGUUUGCAAAUCUGUAGGGUCUGGAUAGGUAUAAGCAGUGCGUAUUGCUUACAGAUUUGCAGAAACUAAAGGUUAGGCCCAAGGGGGAGGGGAAGGGAGAGAUUUGCUAUUCUUGGUUACCCAGAAAUAAAUUAUCACGAAAUAUGGUCAGUUUACUUAUGGGUAAAAACGUGUUAACAAUUGAGAGUUCCGUUGUAGCAGAAAGGAAGCAAAGUCUCCACCCUCGUAAAACGAAAGUCUCCCCCUCCUCUAAUUAAGUACUGCGCACACGGCUUGAAAUCACUGUCCCCAGUUUUUAUAUUUUAGCGCCGCCUUCACCCAAUCCUGAUUCGUCCAAAUAAUCAGUGACAAAACCCAAACACAGGAACUACUGCUGCUAGUUAUCUCAGCCAUUCUAUUACAGCCCUGACAGAUUAUCUCGGUUUACACACAGAAUCUGCCCAAGAGAGAUUAGGUAAAUUCAUUGGCAUUCAUAAUUCAUGGUGUGACCCCUGUAUGUGUUGCAGGUGGAGCCCAUGUUUGUCAGGGACCUGUUAUACUUCAGCCAGCAGAGCAGCAGUCACUGCCUGAGGGACUACGAGCUCCAGGGACACACAGAGAGCUCCCCUCCGGCUCCAGGAGUCUACCAGAGGACCCUGCAACAGAGCUCCCCUCUAGCUCCAGGAGACUACCAGAGGACCCUGCAACAGAGCUCCCCUUUAGCUCCAGGAGACUACCAGAGGACCCUGCAACACAUGCAGGAGUAA
This is a messenger RNA of Coregonus sp. 'balchen', 2027 nucleotides long. The record is from the annotation of a GenBank genome assembly. Lineage: Eukaryota; Metazoa; Chordata; Actinopteri; Salmoniformes; Salmonidae.